AUGUCUGCAAGAAGAAAUAGCAUUGACACGGUCUCAAUAGGAUCUGCAAAUAGCCAGACACCUUUGAAAGACGAGACAAAAGAGGUCAAUAUCCAAAGAGUAGGGUCUGAAUCGUCGACCGAGACAGUCAAUCUGAAGAACCCUUUUAUUGACCCUAAAGUUGCUGAAUAUUAUCAAAACUUGUACGAUGAAGUCCAUUAUGAGUGUCGUGGUGCUUUUGACCCAUCAUUUGAAUGGACACCCGAAGAAGAACGCAAAGUUGUUUGGAAGUUAAACUUCAGAGUGGCUUUGACAGCAUGUCUUAUGUUUAUGGGUUUGCAAGUUGAUAGGGGAAACCUUGCGCAAGCAGUUACUGACAAUAUGUUGACAGACUUGGGUAUGAACACUAACAACUACAACACUGGAAACACUAUAUUUUUAGUUUGUUUCUUGGCCGCUGAAGUCCCUUCACAAUUGAUUUCAAAGGCACUCGGACCAGAUGUGUUUGUUCCAUUUCAAAUCUGCGCGUGGUCAAUCGUUGCCAUGUCACAGGCUGCUCUUAAAAAUAAAGCUGGCUUUUACAUUACUAGAGCAUUGAUUGGAGCGUUGGAAGGUGGAUUUAUUGCCGAUUUGGUCUUGUGGUUGAGUUAUUUCUUUACUAGUAAAGAAUUACCUGUGCGGUUAUCCUGGUUCUGGACCACAUUGUCCUUGGUGCAGAUUUUUACCUCCCUCUUGGCCUUUGGUAUAUUGAGAAUCCGUGCAAAUGGCAUGCACGGUUGGCAAUGGCUCUUCUUGAUUGAAGGCUUGUUCACAUUGCUUAUUGGUAUUUCGUCUUUUUUUUUAAUGAGACCAAGUGCAACACAAACAAAAUCCAAAUGGAAUCCAAAGGGCUGGUUCACCGAUAGGGAAGAAAAGAUUGUGGUCAAUCGGGUUUUGCGUGAUGACCCAUCAAAGGGAACCAUGCACAACAGACAAGGAAUCACACCAAUAAAUUUAUGGAGAUGUUUUACUGACUACCAUCUUUGGCCCAUUUAUGCUAUUGGAUUAGUUGCAUACAUUGGACAGCAAACACUUGCCUCGUACUUUGGUUUAAUCAAUCGGUCUUUAGGAUUCAGUGUCUUCACUACCAAUUUGUUGACUAUUCCAAAUGCCGUGAUUCACAUUAUAUUUUUACUAGCAAUAACAUGGUUCUCAGAAAGAAUUAACCAGAGAGCAUUGGUGUGUUUGAUUGCACCAAUAUACGCAACGCCCAUAAUGGGGGUUAUCAGAUGGUGGAAAGGUUCAGGCCACAACAUUUGGGGGACUUGGGUUUUAAACACUUUGUAUAUGGGUCAGCCGUACAUCCAUGCAAUUUGUGUCUCUUGGAUCUCAAGAAACUCAAAUUCUGUGAGAAAUAGAUCUGUUUGUUCAGCUUUGUACAAUAUGUUUGUUCAAUUGGGAAGCAUUAUCGGAAACAACAUUUACAGAGACGACGAUAAACCACUUUACCAUAGAGGAAACAUGCAAUUGUUUGUAAUCACUUUCAUCUUGAUCCCCAUUUUGCUCUUGGCAAAAUUUUAUUACGUCUACUUUAACAAGAGAAGGGAACAGAUUUGGAAUAAUAUGACCGAGGAGGAGAAGCACGAGUAUCGAGUUACCACCAACGAUCAAGGUAACAAACGGUUGGACUUUAGGUUCGACCACUAG
This is a messenger RNA of Lodderomyces elongisporus, 1665 nucleotides long. RefSeq lists its product as uncharacterized. The transcript has a single exon. Gene Ontology annotation, biological process: transmembrane transport. The coding region runs from base 1 to 1665 and encodes 554 amino acids. Gene Ontology annotation, cellular component: membrane. Lineage: Eukaryota; Fungi; Ascomycota; Pichiomycetes; Serinales; Debaryomycetaceae. Gene Ontology annotation, molecular function: transmembrane transporter activity. The record is from RefSeq and is a predicted model, not a curated record.